Molecule: messenger RNA, 2483 nt
Organism: Impatiens glandulifera
Lineage: Eukaryota; Viridiplantae; Streptophyta; Magnoliopsida; Ericales; Balsaminaceae
Product: receptor-like protein 33
Exons: 1
Coding region: 1-2202 (733 amino acids)
Molecular function (GO): protein binding
Source: RefSeq, a predicted model, not a curated record
AUGUCUUCUUCCAUUAUUCCAGAUUCCAUAGUUAAUCUAACGUCCUUGACAUCUCUCUAUCUUUUGGAGAAUAUUGGGUUAUAUGGACAAGUGCCUGAGUACAACGAUGGACUCAAGGGAAGCUUCCACAAUGUGAACUGGAAUGUUAGUGGGACUACUCCUCCUCUUAAGGAGCUACGACUUUCUACCAUAAGUUUAUCUGGUGGUUUACCCGAUUCAAUUGGUCAUCUUCGCUCAUUAAACUUCUUGCUAUUUGAUGAUUGCAAUCUUUCAGGAUCCCUUCCCGGUUCAAUUGGAAACCUCUCCCAACUUAUUGGUUUGUCAUUUAGGUACAACAAAUAUUCUGGUAUCAUCCCUCAUUUUGUUUCAAAUUUAAACAAACUGAAAUAUUUCUACCUAUACAAUAAUCAAUUUGAAGGACAAAUCCCAACCAACAUAACUAGUCUUCGGAGCCUAAACAUUCUUGAUUUGGGCAAUAAUUUGCUACAAGGCUCAAUUCCUGCUGGUCUAUUUGGGCUUCCAAAUUUAGAUUACCUAAGUCUAAACAACAACAUGCUUUCCGGUGCACUGCCAUCUAUCUUCUUUAACAACCAUUCAAUCUUGUCAUAUUUAUCCAUUUCAAUGAAUAAUCUAUCUGGCCCAAUUCCGCAAUCCAUAUCAAAUUUUACAGUUCUUCAAAUACUCUAUCUUUCUUUCAAUAAUUUUGAUGGCACAUUGUACCUUGAUACCUUUUCAAACAAUAAUUUUAACUUUAUUGUUUUGGGCAAUAAUGGAAACUUGUCAGUCGUAGACGCUGAUGGCAAUUUCUCUACCAUUAUUUCACUGGAUUUGUCUUCAUGUAAAUUACAAAACUUUCCAAUUAAGUUUUUGAAGACUUCAAUAAACCUCAAACAACUUGACAUUUUCAACACUGGGGUUAGUGGCCAAAUACCACAAUUGAUUGGAGAAAUGAGAUUCAUGUCAAUAUUUCGUGCAUCCAAUAAUAAGAUUAAAGGAGAGAUCCCUUCUUCUAUAUGUAACAUGAACUCUCUCGAGGUACUUGAUUUUUCCCAAAAUGAGCUUGAAGGUCCGAUUCAUCCAUGUUUCGGGAAUUUCAGCACGACACUUUCAGUAUUAGACCUUCGAAAUAAUAGUUUUAGCGGCGGAAUUCCAGCAACAUAUGCAAAGAACAACAUGCUUACAAUACUUGCUUUGAAUGGGAAUCAAUUACAAGGACCAAUACCAGAAUCGCUUUCACGCUGUAAGAACUUACAAGUGUUAGACGUUGGAAACAAUAUGAUAAAUGGAACAUUUCCAAUUUGGGUGGAUGCUCUUCCAAGGUUAGAGGUCCUUGUGUUGAGGUCUAAUAAAUUUCAUGGUUUCCUUGAAAUUUCAAAGACUCAAUCUCCUUUUCCUGAAUUACGCAUUUUCGACAUAUCCCAUAAUGAGUUCACUGGCCCAUUGCCAUCAUAUUAUUUUAACAACUUCAAUGCUAUGAAGUCCGUGAAUCAAAACAACACAAAUCUUACACCCUUUAGAUAUGGUUAUCAAGAAUCUGUUACAAUGACAAUGAAAGGCUUUGAUGCUGCCAUUAAAGGAACUAUCUUUCGAUCUCGGACAAUAAUUGAUUUGUCAAGCAAUAAGUUUGAGGGCGUCAUUCCAAAUGUUGUUGGCAAGUUAGUUGGACUCACAUUAUUGAAUAUGUCCAAUAAUCGGCUUAGCGGACAUAUACCUGUCAAAUUGGGAAAUUUAGUUCAGCUGGAACAUUUGGAUCUAUCUUCAAACCAUCUUACAGGAGAGAUACCUCAAGAACUUACAAGUCUAACAUUCCUUGCAGUUCUGAAUCUUUCUUGCAAUGCACUAGAAGGACACAUACCUCAGGGUAAGCAAUUCGAUACAUUUUCAAACACUUCUUACAUGGAGAACGUGGCAUUAUGUGGACCUCCUUUGUCAAGAAAAUGUCAGGGGCGUGAAAUACCAAUACCAUCACCAAAUGAUGAUUCUAAAGAUGAUUCAGAUUAUGCAUUCAUGAACGGGUUCACAUGGCAAGCUGUUUUGAUGGGGUAUGCAUCUGGAAUGAUAAUCGGGUUAGGUGGAGGUUGUCUUUUGUUCUAUAUGGGAAGGCCUAAAUGGUUUGCCACAAUGAUCGAUGAAGAGGGAUAUAAAAUCAUCAAGAAAUACAGACGAGUGAGGAGAUUGUCCAGUAAUUUGAGAUUACAUUAAUUUUCAGGUAAUUAAUUCAUUAUAUAUUGUAUUAAAUAGUAACUAAUGUCCAACGCUUUUUAUUUUUCAGUUUAACAUAAUAGAAGAUAACAGAUUAACAUUUGUAUACAUUUUUAUUAAACCAACAUUUUCACAUUAAUAUUAUUGUUUUUGUUGGAUCAGGUACUACAGCCAACAUCAUACAUGUUCUUCAAGGUUUCGAGUUUACUAGUGCAAGGUCAUUUUUACUUGGUUUUGUUUACUAUUUGAAUGUUUUAGUUUUGCUUUAAUGUAAUAAUGAU